Molecule: messenger RNA, 198 nt
Organism: Penicillium paradoxum
Lineage: Eukaryota; Fungi; Ascomycota; Eurotiomycetes; Eurotiales; Aspergillaceae
Exons: 2
Coding region: 1-198 (65 amino acids)
Source: RefSeq, a predicted model, not a curated record
AUGCCUACUCCUAACUCACAUCGAACUAUCCCCGUGUUUAAUGACGGUGGUAAUGUCCCACCGUCCUCCGACGAUCCUAACUACCGACGGGGCCUUCUGGAUGCUCAAUCUGAGCCUCGUGAACGUGUGUCGCCUGAUAAUGGUGAAAUCACCGAGUUUGAAUUGAUGGAAUGUCUGUCGGGAUGGAUGGAGCCCUAG